Sphaerulina musiva SO2202 is the source of this 1862-nucleotide messenger RNA. Its product is annotated as phosphoribosylaminoimidazole carboxylase. NCBI's taxonomy places the organism in Eukaryota, Fungi, Ascomycota, Dothideomycetes, Mycosphaerellales, Mycosphaerellaceae. The transcript has 2 exons. Gene Ontology annotation, molecular function: ATP binding; phosphoribosylaminoimidazole carboxylase activity; metal ion binding. The coding region runs from base 59 to 1789 and encodes 576 amino acids. Gene Ontology annotation, biological process: 'de novo' IMP biosynthetic process. The record is from RefSeq and is a predicted model, not a curated record.
CACACACCUUCGCCACAACACUCGCUUUGAUAAUUUGAUAAAAGGAAAGGUACAAACAAUGGCAUCCGACAAGACCGUGGGAGUGCUCGGUGGAGGCCAGCUGGGACGCAUGUUGGCCGAAGCAGCAAACCUUUUGGAAAUCAAAGUCAACUUCCUCGAUGCCGUCGGAUCAAGUGCCAAGCAGGUGUCCGGUCACAAUGGUCAUGUCGAAGGUUCAUUCAAGGAUAGGACAGCAAUUCAGAAGUUGGCGGACCAGUCCGACAUCAUCACUGUGGAAAUCGAGCAUGUGGAUACGAAGAUGCUCGAAGAGAUUUCGGAAAAGGUUGAUGUACAACCGUCGUGGAAAACACUGCGCAUGAUUCAGGAUAAGUACCUCCAGAAACAGCACCUCGAGAAGUACGGUAUUGCAUCGAUGCAAUCCCUCGCUCUGUCCGAGCCGACUGUGCCCGAGCUGGAGCGUGUCAGUGGCGAGCUGGGCCUGCCGCUGAUGUUGAAGUCGAGAAGAGACGCCUACGACGGACGGGGCAAUUUCGCAGUCAAGACCACGGCAGAUUUCACGGCCGCACUCGAAGCUCUCGCUGUGAAUCGUGAUUUGUACGCGGAGGCCUGGUGCAACUUCCGAAUGGAACUUGCAGUCAUGGUAGUCAAGACCGAAACGGGCGUGCUCUCAUUCCCGACAGUGGAAACGAUCCACGAGAACAGCAUCUGCAAAUUGACCUACGCGCCCGCACGAGGGGUCAGCCCCGAGGUCAACCAACAAGCGCAAGAUCUGGCCAAACAAGCAGUGGCGUGCUUUUGGGGCAAGGGCGUGUUCGGAGUGGAAAUGUUCUUGACCACGAGUGGCAAAUUAUUGAUCAAUGAGAUUGCACCUCGCCCGCACAAUUCGGGCCACUACACUAUUGAAGCAUGUCCGGUAUCACAGUACGAGGCCCAUCUUCGUGCGAUAUUGGAUCUCCCGCUUCACCAAGAAGAUCUCGAACUCCGCGAGCCGAGCAUCAUGCUCAAUAUUCUGGGUGGCGAUGCUCCCGACUCUCAUCUCACCAUUGCGCGUGCUGCUCUGCAACAGCGUCGUACCAAGAUUCAUCUCUACGGGAAAGGUCAAGCACGCAAAGGCCGCAAGAUGGGCCAUCUCACAGUCUGUGCACCUACCAUGAGAGAAGCCGAACAGCUCGUCCAGCCCAUGAUCGACCUCGUCGACCAAGGAAAGCCUCGAGCAGCGCAAUCGUCCCGCAGUCACGAAGAGGAGGAGAAGAAGAAGAAGCAGGAGGCACCUCUAGUAGCAAUCGUCAUGGGAUCCGACUCCGAUCUCCCCGUGCUCCGUCCCGGACUCGCAAUCCUCACGAAAUUCGGCAUCCCAUACACAGUCCGCAUCACAUCCGCGCACCGCACACCCUCAUGGAUGGCACAAUUUGCAUCUUCGGCCUCCUCGAGCAGUAUCAAAGUCAUCAUCGCCGCUGCAGGAGGUGCAGCUCAUCUUCCCGGUAUGACGGCCGCAUACACUCCUCUCCCUGUGAUUGGCGUCCCUGUCAAACCGAGUAUCGGAGACGGUAUGGACUCUCUCCUCAGUAUUUGCAAUAUGCCUCGUGGAGUCCCUGUGGCUACCGUGUCGAUUAAUAACUCUGUCAAUGCUGCUUUACUCGCUGCGAGAAUUCUGGGAGCUGCGGAUAAGGGUAUUCGGCAAGUUGUGGAGAAGUAUAUGCGGGACUCGGAGAAGGAGGUGAGGGUGAAGGAUGAGAGACUCCAUGAGGUAGGCGCGGAAGUUUAUGCUGAGAGGUAUUUGGGGAAGUAAGUAUGUAUUAUACCUACAUCAUACUAUAGUGAGAAUGUUUCUCUCUCUCAUCAUUCGUUCAUUCAUCGAUGAC